Phanerochaete carnosa HHB-10118-sp is the source of this 942-nucleotide messenger RNA. RefSeq lists its product as uncharacterized. The record is from RefSeq and is a predicted model, not a curated record. Lineage: Eukaryota; Fungi; Basidiomycota; Agaricomycetes; Polyporales; Phanerochaetaceae. The transcript has 3 exons. The coding region runs from base 1 to 942 and encodes 313 amino acids.
AUGCGUGCGCAUCGAACUACCCCAGAUAUAUCAACCUACCCAGAGCGUAGUCCUUGGGACUACGAUCCACCGCCGUACAACCUCGUUCCCGAGCCGGAGGACUGGGGUCAACACGACACGCCCGAACUCAGAGCUGCCGCCCUCGUCGUCGCCAAACACACGGACUGCAACCCGUUUACCGGCACCAACCCGCUGCAUGUUGUGGACGUGAUGGCCUUCAACUCCUUCCCUUGGGACGCCUGCGUGCAGCCUCCGCCACUGCCCCAGGUCGUGCUGCCCGCGGACAUCGAGUUCGUCCAGCAGCUGAACCGCAGUGGGAACUCUGCCGCGCUCGUCGCGCAGCUCGGCGGCAAGGACAUGGUCAUGAAAAUCUUCCCAGAUCGCCCGGCGAUAGAGGACGAGGACGACGACCUGGGCUCGUACGAGAUCAAGCCAGACCCGCGCACCUUGUUCGAGCGAGAGAGCAACGCGUACGCCCACCUCAUGCGCUACGGCGCGUGUGCCAAGGGCGCCGUGCCCCAGUGCUACGGCUGGUGCGUGCUGUCACGGCAGGACAUUGAGAAGAUCCUCGCUCUGCCCUCUCUCUCGAAGAGCGCGCGCUCCCUGGAGUCCGAGGAGAACCCGCCCAAGGCGCUGCUCAUCGAGUAUUUCGCGGGCGCACAGCCGCUCUCGGAGCGUGCCAUCACGCCGCAGAUGGCGCAACGCGCACUCAGGGCGCUGUACGCGUGCCACGUCGCGUUUGUGAUGCACCAGGACAUCCACCGGCGCAACAUCCUCCUUUGCCCGGGCGGGCGGGUCGUGUGGAUCGACUUUGAUCAUGCCGAGUGCGCGUCGGAGGACACGAGCGGGCGCCGCAUCUUUUUUAAAGAGCUCAAGGAGGGCUGGGAUUAUAUUUACGACCGUUUGUUGACGGACGCGCGUAUCGGAUAUCAUCAUCUCUAA